This is a messenger RNA of Vicugna pacos (alpaca), 2246 nucleotides long. NCBI's taxonomy places the organism in Eukaryota, Metazoa, Chordata, Mammalia, Artiodactyla, Camelidae. The record is from RefSeq and is a predicted model, not a curated record.
GAGAACAUCUCCCUCUCCAUGACACAUGGGGCCUGGUCCAUUUGCUUCUAAGUGUUCUUUUUCUUUGCCCUUUUAUUAAAAAGAAAAUUUUAACUCCCUCUUUGCUCAGAAUUGAAGAGGAUCAAGAAGCAGUCUUUCGAGAAGUGGUCAGUUUUACUCCCGACCCGUUGCCAGACAGAUAUUAUGACAAGGACACCACUAAGCCCAUCAGCUUUUACUUGUCUUCCCUGGAGGAACUCUUGGCGUGGACACCUGACGUGGAGGAAGGCUUUAACGUGGCCUUGGGGCCCCCUGAGUGUCGUCAGCCUCCUCUGAGCAGCGGGAGGCCCCGGACCUUGAUAUGUCACGACAUGAUGGGCGGGUACCUGGAUGACAAGUUUAUUCAGGGCUCAGCUGCACAGACCCCGUACUCCUUCUACCACUGGCAGUACAUCGACAUCUUUGUGUACUUCAGCCAUCACACGGUCACCAUCCCCCCAGUCAGCUGGACCAAUGCUGCCCACAGGCAUGGGGUCUGCAUGCUAGGUGAGCGCCGAGGACUCGCCUCCGGGACUUUCAUCACCGAGUGGAAAAAAGGGGAGCAGCUGUGCGAGGCCUUCCUGGCUGGGGAUGCGCGCUCGCACCAGGCAGUGGCAGACCAGCUGGUCCUGAUGGCCCAGUUUUUCCGAUUCGAUGGCUGGCUGAUCAACAUUGAGAACUCCCUGAGUCUGGCCGCCGUGGGAAACCUGCCCCAUUUCCUCCGGUACCUGACCGCCCGGCUGCACCAGCAGGUCCCAAGGGGCCUGGUGCUCUGGUAUGACAGCGUGGUGAGCAGUGGGCAGCUCAGAUGGCAGGAUGAGCUAAACCAGCAGAACAGGGUCUUCUUCGAUUCCUGCGACGGCUUCUUCACCAACUAUAACUGGCGGGAGGAGCAUCUGGAGCGGAUGCUGGGGCAGGCGGGGGAGCGCCUGGCCGAUGUGUACGUGGGCGUGGACGUGUUCGCCCGGGGGAGCGUCGUUGGGGGCCGGUUCGACACGGACAAGUCCCUGGAGCUGAUCCGGAAGCACGGGUUCUCCGCGGCUCUGUUUGCGCCUGGCUGGGUGUAUGAGUGUUUGGAGAAGGCGGAUUUCUUCCAGAACCAGGACAAGUUCUGGAGUUUGCUGGAACGCUAUCUGCCCACGCAUAGCAUCUGCUCCUUACCCUUUGUCACUUCCUUCUGCCUGGGCAUGGGGACUCGAAGAGUCUGCUAUGGCCAGGAGGAGGCCGUGGGGCCCUGGUACCACCCGAACGCCCAGGAGAUCCAGCCCCUGUUUGGAGAGCACAGGCUGGAAGGGGACGGACGGGGCUGGGUGAAGACGCACUGCUGCCUGGCGGAUGCCUGGAACGGGGGCAGCUCUCUGCUGAUCCGGGGGGUGAUUCCGCCCAAGGUUGGAAACGUGGCUGUGAGGUUAUUCUCCCUGCAGGUCCCAGUGCCGCCCAAGAUCUUCCUGUCUCUGGUGUACAAGCUAGAAGGGCCCUCAGCUGUGGGGGUGGCUUUGGAGCUCACCACAGGCGAUGCAGGCAGCUGUCACGUUGGAGGCAUCAUGAUGCUGAACGAAACGAGCUCAAGGCACAGUCCCCGACCCCUCCGGGUGCCCCCGACCAAGCUGGCCAGAUGGGUGGGCCGCUGUGGCCAGCAGCUCAGCGGGGGCUGGGUCCAGCGCUGCUAUGAGGUCAGUCUGCGGGGCUGCCUCCUGCAGGACCUCUUCGUCAGUUUCUCGCGGCCUCCAGGCAGCCAGGAGGAGGAGAACUUCACCUGUCGCCUUGGAGAGAUCCAGGUGGUGGAUGCCAACAGCCUGCUGGCCCCGCUGCCCCAAGUGCAGGCCGUGACCAUCUCCCACGUGCGCUGGCAGGCCGCCGCCUCCGAGGGCGAGGGCCGCCCUGCUGGGCUCCGGCUGAGCUGUACUCUGCACUGGUCCUACCUCCUCCCCCACGUCCGCUGCUUCCGGGUCCACUGCUGCCGAGGGACAGGAGGGGGCUCUCCGGGCAGGGGCCUUUCAGAGCCAGAGAAGCCCACGUUCUUGGGCCUGGCUUUUAUCAACCGGUAUCGGAUCGUGGACUUGGCAGUGGCACCUGCAGGGCCAGGCCGGGAUGGCCGGGUGGAGUUCCUGGUAGAGCCUGUCCCCAAGGAGGGGUUUCUGGUGCCGCGGGCCGAGUGGGGCAGGGCAGCCAUGCUCUACUCCAUGCCCCGCACGUGAGCCAACAUUAAAGCACCGUCUCCACCUCCA